ACUUUGCAUGUUCUACGAACACAUUAAAUGAACAACUAGAAAUGUUAAAAAAAAAAGACUCUGAAAUAUUCACAAUGAGAUCAGAUUUUACUAUUUUGGUAGACGAGUUGAAACAAAUAGUAAAUGAGAAAUCAAAUUUGGAAAAUAGAUUAAGUCAAGUAACAGAAGAAUUGUAUUCUACGACUGAGAAUCAUGAACAACUAUUAAACAAAUUUGAAGAGCAGAAAGAGGAAUUAAAUAACAUGAAAUCUUGUUCAAAGGUAAAUCUCUGCGCUGAUGAAUGCAUAUCAAAAGAAAUCUGUGAAAAAACACAAACACUUUCAAACGAUAUUAAAAUCAUAGAUGGAUUGGAAAAUAAAUUAUGCGAUAUGAAACUCCAGUUAAAAGAAACAGUAAAUUUGAAAACAAUUUGUGACAAUCAAUGUAAGAACAUCUGUAUACAAAAUGUAGAACUGAAGAACGAAUUAGAAAUAGAAAAAAACAAAAACAGAAAAAAUAUUUAUAAUGUUGAAAAUCUUUGUAAACGAAUUCUUAAAUUUGAAGCCGUAAUAAAAGGUUUUGAGGUUCAAAACAAAUUAUAUAUAGUGGAAAUUGCUGAACUUAAGGAAAAUAAAUGUAUUGCAGAAAAAAAAUACAACGAAAUAAUCAACGAAUUAAAUUUAACUAUUGAGCAAUUAAGAAAAGAAUUAGUUACUACUAAAUUAAAGGCUGAAAAAUAUGAACAAUUUUUGAAAAAUUUAAAUGAUGAAGACAAAAAAUAUUAUGAGCAACAAAUUAAGUCAUUAAACAAUAAUAUUGAGAACUUGAAAACUGAACUUAAAUAUUAUAAAACUCAAUAUGAUUCAUUAAUGACAAAAAACCUGUUAAACGAAAAAGAACUUUCGCAAUUUAUUGAGAAGAUUCAACUGUUGCAAACUCGAGAAUUUGAAUUGAACAAGGAAAACGAAGAAAAUAAAGAACACGUGUCAAUGCUAUGUACAACUGUGGAUGCUAUGAAAAGAGAACUAGAAGAUACAAUACAGAAAAACCACGUAUUAACUUGUCAAAAUCGUAAUUUAGAAGCGACAAAUGUCGUGCAUUGCGAAGACAUCGAUAAAUUGAAUAAUACACUCGUUUGUGUAAGAAAAAAUGAAUCAUAUGUACGAAAAGAUUUGGUUGUAUAUAAAGAAGAACUGGCGAAAGCGAAUGAAGAAAUUGAAAAUUUGAAUUCAGAAAUCAACUACGUCCAAAAUAAAUUAGACACAACUUGUGUCAACUUGAGUUGUACAGAACAAAAGCUACAAGAUACUGAGUUGAAAUUGAACGAGGAGAUAUGUCUAAAAGAAAAAAUCAAUGACAAAUAUUGUAAUAUGGUCAACUGUCUGACAACGAAUUGUAACAUGGAGCAAUCAAUAAAACCAACUAGUCUGAAAUCCACCGAAUGUCAAUAUGAGAUAGGAGACUACUGCUGUUUUAAUGAUGAAAACAACGCGUCAUGUAAUGCUACAAAUGAUGAUGUACAGGCACUACACUAUGAAAAUAAUUUCUCAAUUAUCGAUUGUAAAAUGACAAAAGAAUCUACUCAUAUAGGACUACAGACAAAUUUGUGUUGUCCGGAUAUUUGUCCGCCCAUUAGUAAAACGGUAUCAGUGAUUAUUGAGCAAUCCUGUCCAAAUGAUAACAUUCUAUGCUGCCCCGAACCAUGUAAUGUCAAUAAAUGUGACUUUGGCCAAUGUGAAUCAAAUAUCAGUUGUACAUGCCUAUGUGAGUCACCACUCAAGACAGCAUCACAAACACAUUGUCAUUCAGACGACUGUUUACGUCCUGAAGAAUCAAAACUCACGACAACGUGCGAUUGUAUUGCGGGCUUCUUGGAAAAAGAAAAUUUAAAAUGUCAACUGGACGAGUCGGAAAAAUUAUUGAAACAAUAUGAACAAAAAGCCAAAGAUGCCGAAUUAAAAUUAUGUGCCAUUGAAGAAGAACGUUGUAAAAAAGAACUGAAUAUGAAUAAGUGUUUGGAUAAGGAAAAAUCGGAAUACCAAACCAAUCUGGAUGAGGUAACAGCUCAAUUAAGAUCAUGCAAUGAAACGAUUGCGUGUAAGGAAAAUGAUUUGAAAUGCUGUCGAUCAAGAGAAAAUCAAUUGAAAAAAGAUAUAGAAAAACUGAAGGAAACUUUAAAAUGCAAAGAUAAAAAAAUCAAAGACUAUGAAAAUAAAAUGAAUUCGCUAAAUGACUGCUUAGAUGAGUGCAAAAAACAAUUUGUAACUCUUAAAUGCUCGCUGGAGUUGGAAAAAGCCACUAAACUAGAGUUGGACAAACAAUUGGAAACCUUCGACGAUCAAUCCGAAAAAAAGAUCGUAAAGAAAUUAAAAACACCUGAGAAAGUCGCAGUGAAGAAACAUCGGAAAAGUGGGUCUGUGCGGAAAAAUAAAUCUAAGAUUAGUCUUAAAGAGAAAAAAAAGGUGAUGACACCUUGUGAAAGGCAAAGGAUGAGAUCGGGAGCCGACCAUGAAUCGGUGCAUGGCUUCAGUGGAACUAAACUAGAAAUGAAUAGUCGUCGUCAUUACAACGGCUAUAAAGACGAUAGCCACAACUAUCCGUGCGAGAACUCACGAGGAAUCAGUAAAGGUGACCUGGCGACACAUACGUUACCUGCUGAAUUCAUCGAAUCGUUACGGCAACAAGUGCGACAAAAUGUCGUCUGCGAAAACACCAAAUGUUCUACGAUGGGAUGCUGCUACGACCGAACCCGGCGUUAGAUAC
Molecule: messenger RNA, 2742 nt
Organism: Rhopalosiphum padi (bird cherry-oat aphid)
Lineage: Eukaryota; Metazoa; Arthropoda; Insecta; Hemiptera; Aphididae
Product: putative autophagy-related protein 11
Exons: 5
Coding region: 42-2738 (898 amino acids)
Source: RefSeq, a predicted model, not a curated record